AUGCAGGCCAACGGCGGAGCCCAAAACGAAUCGGCCUAUUCGACCAGCCCCUCUAACAAGAAUGUCGUGGCCGCCGUGGACAGAAUAAGAUUGGAGCUCUGCGAGGAUUCGCUACCGGGGCGAGUGGAAAAAUGGGGGCCGGGCAACGGAGAGGAGAAGGCGACACCGUCUUGGACGGGCGCAAUCACAUCCAAGAUUGGCGGCGUGGUCCAUUACAUGUCCUGUCCUGGACAUCUGAACUCUGAGCCAUGUGCUGGAUACUGGUGUCGCAGAGACCGUGAUACUACAACCACUGGCCUUCACUGUGUAUAUGGGGGUUGGGUGUCCUUCGACGGCGAUGCUGUCACCGAAGUGUGUCCACCCGGGACUAGUGAUACCACGGCACCUGGAGCAAGGAACUUGCCUCGUCUAAGACGAAUGUGGGCAGAGCACUGGCUGGCAAAGACAACACAGGUGGAUAAACUUGGUCCUGUUGGAAUAAUAGACCAAGAUGUCUUGGAUCGAAUUCUCAGCAUGAUCACGAAUAAGACCGCGGACUCGGAGGGAUCCAUCAACCGGGGCGAUGUGCAGACCGAGCCGAAAAAGAAGUCAGGAAAGGGUUCUGGAGGGUGGUCAGGCUUGGCUGAGAAUGGCACCGUCCUAAAGCGUGACUCGGGGAACCGAAGAGUGGGCAACCAUCUUGAUCGAUGCGAUGCAGAGCCCGGUGGCAUGUGGCGGCGGGGUGAUGCCGAGAUGUGGAUGACGGCUGCUGGAUGGUCCUGCCUCUUGACCAGAGACGGCAGAUGGAGACCGGCAUACCACUUGGAAGUACUUCUCUCCAAUCUCCCGGUAGGCGUUGACUAUGGGCCUACAAGGGCCGGAUACCGCGACUGGUUGGCCGAGAGGAUGGAGGCGACGUGGUGGUUGUGGCUGAAGACGCCCCUCGACGUUCCUCGAUGCUUUGCCGACGGAAUACGAAGUGGUGUGGUGGAGAUGUUCAGGAGGGAGCAGCGACGACGACAAGACGUGCAACAAGACUACGUCCCGGACGACGCCAGCACUGCCGCGAAGAGAUACGACUUGCUUCAGGACAGAAUAGGUGAAUUCAUGGGCUAUCAUACGGUCGGUGAGCCCAUGGCAGAGCCACGAGGUCUGAUAGCAUCUUGGGCCGUCGCCAUCACCAACGACAUUAUCGACUACGAGCGAGACGUUUUGUGCGGAGAAACGAACAACCUUGUGAGGAGUAUCACCAGCGAUCAGCAGGUUGUGGACGUAUCGGCGUUGAUCCUCAAAGCCCUGCUCUGGUCAAUCACACGACACGACUACGAUCUAGCUGACGCCAUAGUCGGCUCUACUGCCUGGUUUCUGGUAUGUUGGAGGUACAACGGACCCAAGUUUGCCCGGUACGAGGCAAUCAGCAUACGGGAUAGGCAGCCUGGGCUGCCACCAGAGCUGGAAGACGUUGCAGCAAUUGUGCUUCCAGCGGCCGAAACAGGCGGGUCUGAAACGUAUGGACAAAUAUACAAGAUCGUCGAGGAAAGAGUUCGGACGCUGUAUUCCGGCUGUACUUGCCUCGACCGCCCUGAAGGGCAUGACGCAUGGGAGCUUCUGGCACAGGCAUGCGAUGAGGCAGGGAAUGACGACGUGGAGGAGCGCUUACAUAUUGCUGUUGUUGCUUUAAACAACGGCGCCAAUAGUGGACGUGUUGGAUGCGAAUGCGGGCUGGACCUCCUACUCUACGAGGGCUUCGUUCGGUUCUUCGAUCCAGAAACCGGUAUUGUCUCCCGCCUUCAUUACCGAUCCGAUGCUAGUCUGGCGAAUGUGAUUACCGAGUGA
This is a messenger RNA of Metarhizium album ARSEF 1941, 1815 nucleotides long. RefSeq lists its product as uncharacterized. Bases 1 to 1815 code for a protein of 604 amino acids. The transcript has a single exon. The record is from RefSeq and is a predicted model, not a curated record. NCBI's taxonomy places the organism in Eukaryota, Fungi, Ascomycota, Sordariomycetes, Hypocreales, Clavicipitaceae.